Molecule: messenger RNA, 3408 nt
Organism: Diceros bicornis minor
Lineage: Eukaryota; Metazoa; Chordata; Mammalia; Perissodactyla; Rhinocerotidae
Gene: SLC60A1
Product: major facilitator superfamily domain containing 4A
Exons: 10
Coding region: 91-1635 (514 amino acids)
Biological process (GO): transmembrane transport
Source: RefSeq, a predicted model, not a curated record
CCAGCCCGGCCGGCCCUCUGGCGAGCGGCGCGGCACUUGGGCACCGGCGCGCGCUCGGGGCCAGCAGCCGGGAGCCGGCCAGCUGGGGCCAUGGGCUGCGACGGCCGCGUGUCGGGGCUGCUCCGCCGCAACCUGCAGCCCACGCUCACCUACUGGAGCGUCUUCUUCAGCUUCGGCCUGUGCAUCGCCUUCCUGGGGCCCACGCUGCUGGACCUGCGCUGCCAGACGCACAGCUCGCUGCCCCAGAUCUCCUGGGUCUUCUUCUCGCAGCAGCUCUGCCUCCUGCUGGGCAGCGCCCUCGGGGGCACCUUCAAGAGGACACUGGCCCAGUCGUUAUGGGCCCUCUUCACCUCCUCUCUGGCCAUCUCCCUGGUGUUUGCCGUCAUCCCCUUCUGCCGUGACGUGAAGGUGCUGGCCUCUGUCAUGGCACUGGCAGGCCUGGCCAUGGGCUGCAUCGACACCGUGGCCAACAUGCAGCUGGUGAGGAUCUACCAGAAGGACUCGGCCAUCUUCCUCCAGGUUCUCCAUUUUUUUGUGGGCUUCGGUGCUCUGCUGAGCCCCCUUAUAGCCGACCCCUUCCUGUCUGAUGCCAACUGCUUGCCUGCCAAUAACACAGCCAACGCCACCUCCGGCAGCCACCUAUUCCACGCCGCCAGAGUCCUGGGCCAGCACCGCACUGAGGCGUGGCCUUGGUCCAAUCAGACGCUCCCUGGGCCACCCCUGCAGGAUGGGGCAGGGACCCACGUGGCCUACGCCUUCUGGAUCAUGGCCCUGAUCAAUCUCCCAGUGCCCCUGGCUGUGCUGUUUCUGCUGUCCAAAGAGCACCUGCUGACCUGCUGCCCUCAGAGGAGGCCCCUGCUCCUGUCUGCAGAUGAGCUUGCACUGGAGACGCAGCCUCCUGAGAAGGAAGACACUUCCUCACUUCCUCCAAAGUUUCAGCAACACCGAGGGCACGAGGACCUGUUCAGCUGCUGCCAGAGGAAGAACUUCAAAGGAGCCCCGUAUUCCUUCUUCGCCAUCCACAUCACAGCCGCCCUGGUCCUGUUCAUGACCGAUGGGAUGACGGGGGCAUAUUCUGCCUUUGUGUACAGCUAUGCGGUGGAGAAACCCCUGUCUGUGGGACACAAGGUGGCUGGUUACCUCCCCAGCCUCUUCUGGGGCUUCAUCACCCUGGGUCGGCUCAUCUCCAUUCCCAUCUCCUCAAGAAUGAAGCCAGCCACCAUGGUUUUCAUCAAUGUGGUGGGUGUGAUGGUGACGUUCCUGGUGCUUCUUGUUUUCUCCUACAACGUCCUCUUCCUGUUCGUGGGGACAGCCAGUCUGGGCCUGUUCCUCAGCAGCUCCUUCCCCAGCAUGCUGGCCUACACUGAGGACAUUCUGCAGUACACAGGCUGUGCGACCACGGUGCUGGUGACGGGGGCAGGAAUUGGCGAGAUGGUCCUCCAGAUGCUGGUUGGUUCGAUCUUCCAGGCUCAGGGCAGCUAUAGUUUCCUGGUCUGUGGCGUGAUCUUUGGUUGCUUGGCUUUUACCUUCUAUAUCUUGCUCCUGUUUUUCCACAGGAUGCACCCUGGACUCGCAUCAGUUCCUACCCAGGACAAACCGCUUGGAAUGGAAAGCUUGGAGUGCUACCAGAGGUAAAACUGGGUGAAGGAGGCAGGCGAAGACUUCCAGCCUCUUGAGCACGGCACAGACCAAAGUGUUUAAGAAAGCUGGAGGUGGAGGUGGAGGUGGAGGCAAUCUCUCCACGCCUUGGUUCGGAUCUUCUCCACUAACACUUGGUUGAGUAGAAGAAACUAAACUGAGUUCUGGUACCUGGGUCCUCCCUGGGCAAAUCAUAAGCAGCUUACCUGGCUACUCCAGUUACCUGCCUCUUCCCUGGUUCAGACUGCUGGUCAGAGCCGUCCAGGACACCCAGACGGGAAGGAAGAAGACAGCCACAUGCUGCCUUCAUGGACCACACCCUGGGUUUGAGGAUCACUCUUAGUUGAAAUUUGAAAAAAUAGGUUGACAUUGUAAAGCUCGAUGAUCAUCGCUAUAUGCAGAUAUAUUUUUAAAUUAAUCAAAACAAACAUCAAGUUAUUCUCUGGCAUGCUCAAAGGAUUUGUGUGCUUUUUACUUAUUAAUAGUCCAAAGUCCCUCAAAUUCCUGCUGCUGAUACCAGUAGGUCAUCUGUAAUCUAAAACAUCAAAAGGAAAAGCUGAAUCUUGCUAUCUUUAGGACACUAAUUCAGUGGUAUGUUGGGCUAGCUUAUAUCAGCUUAUAAAAGCUGACUGUUAAAUUUUCAUUUUGAGAGCUGGUUGUUAAACGCAGCCAAUAUUAAAAAUUAAAUUAUAGAAAUUUAAAUUACAUUAAAACAAAGGUAAUACUCGAAGCUCAUCACUUCCUAGUUGUUUUACAUCUGUGCUCUGGAGGUUAUCUAUGUCUCUUGUACCUGUAUGGUGGAGACAUUAUAUAAAGGUGUGCUUCUGCACAUCUCUUUCCAACUCCACUUUCAGUGAUAACGUAUUGGUAGCCUGAGAUCAGUCAUGAUAGGAGUAUUUACACCACAGAAAUUGGCAAAAGCUACAAAUCAUGGCUUUGUUUUCCUCCCUGGAGAGCCAGCCGUUGAACAUUUACCAGCAUACCACUGCUAAUAACCAGUUAGGUCCAGAAGUUGCCUGGAAGAAUGGGAUGGAUGUUGUUUUUCUUUACUGACAUUGAUUAACUUAUAAAAAGUAUAGAAACAGGGGCCGGCCCCGUGGCAUAGCAGUUAAGUGUAUGUGCUCUGCUGCUGGCGGCCCGGGUUCGGAUCCUGGGCGCGCACCAAUGCGCUGCCUGUCAGGCCAUGCUGUGGCAGCAUCCCACAUAAAGUGGAGGAAGAUGGGCACAGAUGUUAGCUGAGGGCCAGUCUUCCUCAGCAAAAAGCAGAGGAUUGGCAUGGAUGUUAGCUCAGGGCUGAUCUUCUUCAUGAAAAAAAAAAGUGUAGAAACAGCACUAAGAAUUUCUCAAAAAUAUCGAAUGUAAACUUUACAUCUUCUAUAGAGACAAAAACUCUUGUCAAGUUUUUUUGCCAUGUCAAGUACCUUGACAUACCAUGUCAAGUUCGUUUUUUUUUAACAGAAAGCCGGAACUACUGAACAGUUCAAGCUGUGCAGUACACUGAAAGCAGUGUCUGUCAUGGAGUGACAGUUCCUGUGCCAAGCCAGUCCUGUAUGCCACAGAGAAUGCAAAUACAGUGACUCAGAGAGGGUCAGAGUGCUGAGACUCCUGUCGGCAGGGAAGUGGCAAUGACAGUGACCAUCUGUAUUCGUUUACCUGCACUUUCUCUGUGAAUAUAUAAAUGUAUAUGUGUAAAUAUAAAAAGCAAGUGGGGGCCGCCCCGUGGUUUAGCGGUUAAGUGCGCGCUCCGCUACUGGUGGCCCGGGUUCGGAA